GCCAAGGAGUCUGAGAACCAAAAGCUCAGGGAAUACAUUGAGCAGCAACGCGAGCUCCUGAGCUCCCAGAAGGUCACGAUCCGCGAGCUGGAGCGCAACGUAGCGGAGCUCACACGUUCUGCCGCACAGCAGCGCGCGACCUAUGAGAGGUAUUCUGUCAAGGCGGAGGCGAAGGUCCGGGCGCUGCAGGGCCGACUCCGUGAGCUGGAGCAGGAGCAUGCAGCUGCCAUGGGCGGCAUGGCGGCCCAGUUGGAGCGCGCCCGGAAGGAACGCACUGCAAUGGCACUGGGUUUGUCUGCGGUGGCCCUUCAGGCGUGCGGCGGCGACAGCGCCCAUCCCGAGGAUACACACAUGGACUCGGAGCGCGCGGCGGCGGAGGGCUACGAGGCGCUGCCGCGCACCGCGGCGGCGUGGGUUGGGAUGCGUUACGAGUUGGAUGAUGAUGGAAACCUGGCGAGCUUCAGCCGUACGCCAGGCACCGUCAAUCGGCCCUUCGACCGCGACGGGGCGAGGGCUGUUGCAGCGCUGGUGGCCCAAACGCGGCGCAUGUAUGAGCAGCGCGCAACGUAUCGUGCUAAACUGCGCAGCACCGGUCAGCACGUUGAGCAUAUGCAGGCGGUAUUGGACAACGUUGAGGCCGACUUCAACCUUGUUAACUCGAUGAUUGACCAGAUGAAUUCAGAGGCAGCCCGUCUGACCGCCGAGUACGGGCUGCCGCCCCUGCUGCCCACAGAUGUGCCGCCACCGGACGCAGCGGCACGCCUGAGCGAGCGCAUGGAAGGCGUGCGGAUGCUGCUGCAGCGCAUGAGCGAGGAACUGCUGGUGUCGGACGCUGAGAAGAAGGCGCUCACUGCUCAGGUCCUAAGCGGCCAGUUCCUGCAGGACAUGAACAACGCCUCCCUCGAGCAAUCUGUGGACCGGCAGUCGAUCAUCGAGGCGUAUGCGGAGAAGCUCAAGCAGCUAUACGGCGCCGGUCGCCGGGCACCUGUUUCUAAUGGCGUUAACGGCCGUCGCUCCCCAGGUCACGGCCGUCGGUCAGCUGCCUUAUCGUCGCCACCGCCGCCAGCGCGGGGGGAGCGCCCUGCCGUACCGCCUGCCGCGCCGCCGCCGUCCGACAAACGGCCCACACACCCAUUGUCACCAAAAUCCAAGACCUCAGCAAGUCGACCGGCCCACCAGCCGCAUCCCCCACCGCCACCAGUCGAUCUGGAGGAGCGGCGGGGUGCCGAGAAGGCCACACGGGCCAACGCACUUUCUGAGCAUUUCUCUGAGGUCCUUCACAGUGGCACGAAGCCGGCUGCACGUGCUCGACGGUCAAAGCCGACCACCGACAGCACGCGGGCGUCGUCAGAGAAGGAGGCACCGGCUAAGAGCCUAGCGAAGGAGAGCUCUGCUGAGGCGGCGCGUGCCGCACCGCUGGAGGUGGAGGUCGGGUACAGCCGCCCAGCGGAGCCCGUCAAGAAGGCGAGCUCGGACAAGGCAAAGUCCCGGCAUGGGUCACAGCGUAAACAGGAGCCAGAGCCAGAGCGCGAACCAGAACCGGCACCGGAGCCGGCGCGCAAGGAGGAUACAUAUGAGCAGGACGAUUACGGUGAUGCCUUUGGGGACGACAAGGAGCCCGAUGCCGCCGCCGCCCACGCGGAAGAGGCCGCUGACGCUGCUGAAGAUGCUUCCAUAGCUGCAGAUGAUGCCGCUGAGGCCGCUGAAGAGGCCGACGACGCUGCUGCUGCCGCACGGGAGGCAGCCAAGGCAGCCGAGGAGGCUGACAACGCCGAGGAGGCGGCAGAGGCGGCCGAGGCAGCGCAGGAUGCAGCUGAAGAUGCAGCGGACGCGGCGGAAGCGGCCCAAGAUGCGGCAGAGGAGGCAGCGGAGGCGGCUGAAGAGGCGGCGGAGGCCGCUGAGGAGGCGGCUGAGGAGGCGGAGGAGGCGGCUGAGAAGGCGGAGGAAGCAGCGGAGGCUCUGGAGGACGCGCAGGAGGCUCUGGAGGCUGCUAAGGCAGCCUUGGCAGCAGCCAAGACGAAGCAAGAGGCCGAAGAGGCAGAGGAAGCCGCUGCCGCUGCUGCUGAAGCUGCUAAGCGGGCCGAGAGGGAGGCGGCUGAGGCGGCUGCAGCGGCAGAGGCUGCCGCCGAAGCUGCAGAGGAGGCAGCAGAGGAGGCCGAGGAAGCGGCAGAGGAAGCCAAGGAGGCGGUUGAGGACGCCGUGGAGGCGACCCUGGACGCGGCAGACGCCCAGAGGGCAGCUAAGAGGGCUGCGGAGGCUGCGAAAGAUGCGGCGGAGGAAGAGGCAGAAGAGCAGCAGGCGGAGGAUAACAACUAUACGCCACCGGACGGAAAUUCCGAGGCAGGUGACGAGGAUGGUCUGCAGCAGCAGGACGAGCAGGAGGACCGGUCUCCGUUGCGUCUCCAUCUGCGACCGAACAGUGCCGAGCGGGACUCUCUUCGCAUGCGGGUUAGCGUUGAUGCCGAGGAGUCAGCUGGCAAGAAGGGCGACGAUGGCCGCCUGGGGCCCGUUGAUGAAGAUGAACCGGCGGCUGCGGAGGCGGCUGCGGAUGACGCCGAGGCGGCUGCCGACGAGGCAGCAUCCGAGGCUGCCUCUGCUGCGGAGGGUGCUGAGGACGCUGCUGAGGCGGCGGAGGCUGCAGACGAGGCUGGCGAUGCGGCAUCCGAGGCGGCGGACGAGGCUGAUGAGGCCGCUGAUGCUGCAAAGCGGGCAGCUAAGGCAGCUGAGGAGGCCGAUGGGGCUUCAGAAGCUGCCGAAGCGGCGGAAGAAGCGGCAGAAGCAGCCGAGGACGCUCAGGAUGCUGCAGAGGAAGCAGCAGACGCGGCAGAGGAAGCGGCAGAGGCCGCGGAGGAAGCAGCAGAGGCUGCGGAAGAGGCGGCCGAAGACGCCGAGGAGGCUGAGGAGGCGCUGGAGGAAGCCCAGAAGGCGUUGGCGGCUGCCAGGGCCGCGUUGGAGGCGGCUGACACCGCCGAGGAGGUGAAGGAGGCCCGGGAGGCGGCUCGCGACGCGGAAGAAGCUGUGGAGGCUGCCGCUAAGGCUGCAGAGGAGGCAGCGGAGGCGGCUGAAGAAGCGAGGGAGGCGGCUGAGGAAGCACAGGAGGAUGCGGAGGAGGCAAAGGAGGAUGCGGAGGAGGCAAAGGAGGCAGCCGAGGAGGCACAGGAAGCGGCGGAGGCAGCUGCCGAUGCGGCCGAGGAGGCAAAGGCUGAGGAGGAGGCAGAGAAGGCGAUCCUCGAGGAUGCGGGUGAGGUGGCAGAGGAAGCCGCAGAUGACGCAAAGGAGGCGGCCGAGGAGGCGGCGGACCAGGCCGCCGAGGCGGCGGAGGGUGCUGAAGAUGCUGCCUUGGCGGCGGAGGAAGCGGCAGAGGCUGGCGAUGCGGCAUCUGAGGCGGCGGACGAGGCUGAUGAGGCCGCUGAUGCUGCAAAGCGGGCAGCUAAGGCAGCUGAGGAGGCCGAUGGGGCUUCAGAAGCUGCCGAAGCGGCGGAAGAAGCGGCAGAAGCAGCCGAGGACGCUCAGGAUGCUGCAGAGGAAGCAGCAGACGCGGCAGAGGAAGCGGCAGAGGCCGCGGAGGAAGCAGCAGAGGCUGCGGAAGAGGCGGCCGAAGACGCCGAGGAGGCUGAGGAGGCGCUGGAGGAAGCCCAGAAGGCGUUGGCGGCUGCCAGGGCCGCGCUGGAGGCGGCUGACACCGCCGAGGAGGUGAAGGAGGCCCGGGAGGCGGCUCGCGACGCGGAAGAAGCUGUGGAGGCCGCCGCUAAGGCUGCAGAGGAGGCAGCGGAGGCGGCUGAGGAGGCGAAGGAGGCGGCUGAGGAAGCAGCCGAGGAGGCAAAGGAGGCAGCUGAAGAUGCGGCGGAGGCGGUGGAGGACGCUACUGAAGCGGUUGAGGCGGCGCGGGAUGCGAAGGAGGCGGCGGCUGAGGCCGCUGCCGAAGAGGCUGCAGAAGAGCCGCCGAGAUCUCCGGUGCGCGUACACGUGCGACCGGACAGUGCGCAGCGUAAUUCGGUGCGCAUGCGGAUCAGUAUGGACGCAGAAAGAGCGGGGUCUGCUGGUGUAGACGCCGCUGACAGAGAGGGGUACGGCUUGGGGGCCGUUGACGAGGAGAUGGAGGCACCGGCGCCGGGGUCCCAAGAAGGCUCCCCCAAGUCGGCUGUGCGGGUUCAUAUGCGGCCCGAUAGUGCCCAACGUGACAGCUACAAGAUUCGGUUGAGUACGGACCAAGAGAGGGCGGCCGGGGGCGCAGCGGAGGCGGAAGCGGUGGAUGAGGAUGAAGCGUCGCUGCAGGCUGAGAUGCGGGCCUUGGAAGAGGCCGAGAUGGCGGCGCAGAUGGCUGCAGAGCUGGCUAAGGAUGCCGCGAACGACGACGACUUCUACUGACAGCGUCGUCCAAAAGGCACAGCAUUGUCGGGCGGACAAUUGAGCUGCGGAAAUAGGGUAUAAGGAAUUUGGACUGUGGGUGGAGCAAGCGGAGGUCGCCGCGAAGGAGUGAUGGGCAGAGUCCUCCGAAUGCGGACCAACAAUUGCAGGCUUGGACGCUUGGGCGUGUGCGCGUGCGCACGCCUCGAAACCUCACCACUGCUUCCGUGAAUGGUGAUGGUGAUGCGCGAUGUGGAAUGGGAAUCUGACAUGUCGUGAGAAAUCCUGUAUCCUAUUGAUUGGGCCCCGGGGGCCUCUUCUAGGUUGACAUGCAUUGCUUGGCCCAGAGCUCAGCGCACGCAGCAUUCUUUUUUGCGCGUCGCUGGCAUCGUCAGCGCCGCUGCAACUCCAAGCUAACUAUUAUGGUCGUUGAUGGAGCUUGCAGUGUCUGCCCUGCAAGAGGGGCACACUUCAUUAUUGCAGCAUGCAAAUUGAUGCUGUCUUGAUGCGGUGGGGCCCCUUAUGAAGCGCGCGCGGGGUGGGCACCCGUUCUGGUAGUGUACGGCAUUGGUCCACUAUUUAUCUCAGCGGAAGGAUUCUUGAUGCAUGUGCCAGUAUCUGCACGGCUUGGGUCAUUUUAGGCACUUGGUUCAGCCGGGUACUAGCGCAGUGUUGGGCACCGCCUAUGACGUUGAUGCAGAGAACCUCGUGCAAAGGUGCUGCUGCCC
This is a messenger RNA of Volvox carteri f. nagariensis, 5075 nucleotides long. RefSeq lists its product as uncharacterized. The record is from RefSeq and is a predicted model, not a curated record. Gene Ontology annotation, cellular component: membrane. The transcript has 16 exons. Bases 229 to 4368 code for a protein of 1379 amino acids. NCBI's taxonomy places the organism in Eukaryota, Viridiplantae, Chlorophyta, Chlorophyceae, Chlamydomonadales, Volvocaceae. Gene Ontology annotation, biological process: signal transduction.